Messenger RNA from Paraglomus occultum, 3336 nucleotides. Lineage: Eukaryota; Fungi; Glomeromycota; Glomeromycetes; Paraglomerales; Paraglomeraceae. The record is from the annotation of a GenBank genome assembly.
AUGGAUAACCUUUUCGAUAUCAAUGUCAACCUAAUUGUUAUUGUCGCAUCGAUUAGUACGGUUACGAUCACGAUUGCAAGUUAUGUAGCGUUAAGAUUAAUGCUGGAAAAGCCGCCUGCACGAUUUCAUGUUCAAGUACCAUCUGAAGCAAAACCAGACUGGAAAGCAACCAGAACCGUCUCUAAUCCUUCGAUCAGGGAUCCCAAUGAUCCCACAGUUAUAAUUUGUUACGAUCCGGCAACUGGAAAAUACUUGUCCACCGUUAAAGCUCAUACCGCAAUCGAUGUUACCGAAGCACUUUUACGAGCGCGAACUGCACAGAAAUCGUGGGGACAGACGUCGUUUGCUGAGCGGAAAAGAGUAUUAAACAGUCUAUUGAACUAUGUUAUUGAGCAUCAGGAAGAAAUAUGUUGGGAUUGGAUUGCUCAAAUGAAAUGGUAUUCCGGUUUAGUGGUCGAUGCGAUGCUUGGUGAAAUUUUGUCAACAUGCGAGCGUAUUCGAUGGACCAUAAAGAAUGGUGAAAAGGCACUUGCAACCGAAUUCUUUGAGCCUGGGCCAUUACUUCCAUACAAGAUUGCUAAAGUCGAAUAUCAACCUCUCGGCGUCGUUGCAGCUUUGGUCUCUUGGAAUUAUCCAUUCCACAAUUUGUUUGGCCAAAUAAUCAGUGCGCUCUUUGCUGGUAAUGGAAUAUUAGUGAAAGCAUCUGAACAAGUCGCUUGGUCUGUAGACUACUUUAGUAGGAUUAUGAAAACGUGUUUAAAGGCGUGUGGUCAUGAUCCAGAGAUUGUUCAAUUUCUGUGCGGCUAUGCAGACUGUGGUGAAGCGAUUGUUCGCAGCGGCGUUGAUGGCAUCACGUUUGUCGGUUCUCCUCAGGUAGGGAAACAAGUGAUGAAAGCGGCCUCUGAUACGCUCACACCAUGUAUUCUUGAACUCGGCGGGAAGGACGCGGCCAUAUUAAGAGAGGAUGCAAACUUGGAUCAGGCUAUUCCUAUUAUAAUGCGUGGUACCUUUCAAAAUACAGGACAGAACUGUGUUGGAAUAGAACGAGUGUUGGUGCACGAGAAAUUAUAUGAUGAGUUUGUGAGGAGAGUUAAAGAAAAGAUGACUACUGACGAGUUACGGGUUGGAUGUUCGCUUGAAGAGGGAGAAGGAAAAAUUGAUGUUGGAGCCCUCACCAUGAGUGGACAGGCCUCCCGUUUAGAAAAUUUAAUCAAAGACUCGGUCUCUCAAGGCGCAAAACUAGUUGUUGGAGGCAAAUCAUACAUACAUCCGAUUUACCCUUCAGGACAAUACUUUACUCCAACUCUCCUCGUUGAUGUGACUCCGUCUAUGCCAAUUUCUCAGCAUGAAGUUUUUGCACCGAUAAUGACGGUAAUGAAAUUUCAAACUGAUGAAGAAGCCAUCGAGAUGUGCAACGGCUGUCCAUACGGACUUGGUAAUUCCGUAUUUACUCAAGAUCAGGCAAAGGGAAACGAGAUGGCCAAACGAUUGAAAAGCGGAAUGGUGAAUGUAAAUGAUUUUGCAGUCUCGUAUAUAUGUAAUCUACCAUUUGGUGGAGUUGGUAUUUCUGGAUUUGGAAGAUUUGGCGGGAGAGAGGGACUUCGUGCUUUGUGUCUCGCUAAAUCGGUCACUAUGGAUCGAUUCCCGUCGCUAGUCAAGACCACCAUACCAACCGUCGUUGACUAUCCAAUGCAUGCAAGGGGAACAACGUUUGUCGAGAAUUUGGUCAGUCAUCGUAAUAUACCCGUCAAAUAUACUUGGCAGUCGCUAGCAAACACUCGAACAUUACUGAAUACAUUCCCACAGAUGGAAAAUGAUGGAAACGCCACGAGCGCUGGCAACACAUCUACAGAGUUAAAUUCAAGAUACGCCAACGGACAUCAUCGGAGAAGCAGAGUCCCGACACCCUUAAAACAUCAAGAUGGACCUCUUGAAUCACGCAAACUAGCCAAUAAAGACGUCAAAGAUUUCAAACGACAACAACCUUCCAAAAACACCAGACGAUCAGCACAGAAAAUUCCGGGCCCCAAAUCACCCGCGCCAUGCCCACCUCUUCGAGUUCUUCAGAUGGCCCAGGCAUGGGACGGUACCGGCCCACAUCCAUUUCCGUCAGGUAGUUCUCGCGAGCGACUCUUUCGAGCUGCAAAUGAUUUUACUCAAGGAAUGGUGAUUGCUCGUAGAAUAUUUACUAGAAUAGUUAAUGAGUCAGGAUCUGUUUCCUUGAACGUGAGUACGGGAGGAUUGGCCAAGAUUACUUCUGCUCUGCUAUGCGAUAAGCGAUCGUUUUACUUUGGUUCAUGGGAUGAUGCAAAGAAUUUAGCAAAGGCUAUUCAAGGAGAUACUAUGAUGAAGGGCGCGAUAGGAAUGUCUGUGCCCGUUGAUGAAGCAAUAAGGAUUAUGAAAAAGAUGCUGAUUCGUGAAGGCUGGAAUGUUGUAAAAGUUGUGUUUGAAGCUACCGUAAUGGCUUCGAUUACACUUGGUUAUCUUAAAGUCUGGCAUGACUGCAAAAGAGGCCAAGAAACGCUAAACGGCAUAGCUCUAAUCCGUCGUGCACUUUCUUUGAUAAAGUAUGGCUGGCUCCAACUCGAUCCGCACGAAAAGAACUAUCGCGUUCGUGGCAACACAUUCAAACCAAGCUUUGAACGCUCAUGCCGUGUAUUGCUUGUUGAUGCCAUCCUUUGCGGUUAUAGCAACUCAUUGGAUAAUACGCUCUUUCCCCUAACGGAUGCAUUGGCUGAAGCAGAAAAGAUUCUAGAAAAUUGCCAAAACGCGUGCAACAAUGAAGUGUUGAGCGAAGGAUUUCAAAUGUCCGCUUAUUACAAAGCCCAUUUGGCUGCUGCUUAUCGGACUAAAGCUAUUGUCGCUUACCACAAAGCAAACGAGGCAAAGAUUGAUGAGGAAGAGAGAAUAAUAUUGUUCGAUGUGGCAAUUCAAAAUUAUGCUCUUGCCGCACAAUACUUACCGUGCGAUGAUCUUGAUAAAGCCAUGCACUUGUGGGUUAUAUCAGAAUCGCUAUUCAAACGCGGUGGUACAACUAUUAUUGAAAUCAAGCGGAUAGUCGAAGAGGCUAUCGCCUGUGAGAAAGCUGCGUCUUCUGUCUUUGGAGACUUGGGUGUCUAUACACCUAAACUGUACACGAUGCGUUGCUUCAAAAAUAUAAUAACACAAGGUCAGUCAUGCAACGAUGAUACAAUUCUCCCGUCCAACUGGGAUGAGCCUAAUUGGUUAGAAGACAAGGAUUUCGGACGAUUUGUUAUAAAAGCUCUUGACGAGUAUAAAAAGGACAAGGAAGAAACUACGAAACGAGCAAGACUAUUUGCCGCAAUUCAUAUCUGA